AUGAGAUCAUUACGGAACGUCUUUACAUAUACAAAGACAAAACCAUCACGCCAAUUUUCGACAAGUAUUCCUGCAAGAUGUGAACUUUCACACAAUGAUAUACUAGAUAAGCCGAACAAUUCAGUGUUAAAACAUCGUGAAAUUGUUCAGCUACAUCCGGUUAAUGACUUACGACGGACGGUUACGGUAUCGUCAUAUAAUAUUCUUUCCCGACAUUACAUGUGGCCUUCAAUAUAUGGAUAUCUUCCUGCCAAGGAUAGGACAUGGAAGAAUCGCCUUGAACUUCUCAAUCAGAACUUCUUGGACCUUUCAAAAUUCUCUGAUAUAAUGUGCUUCCAGGAGAUGGAGUACAGCGUUUACCGGAAUGUCUGGGAAAAGCUGAUGAGGGACCGAAACUUUGGGUCAAUAUUUGAAAGAAAGCUGCGACCUGGAUACUGGGACAAGACGUUGACUAUGAUGGAUGGUGUCUCAAUUUUUUACAAUCUGAAUACGUUUAGAAUGCUUAAUUAUCAGAGAGUGAAGUAUACCGCAUUUUUCAAGGAACCAUCCUUUUUUGAUCAGACAAAGGACACAAAGGAGAGAUUAGUUACACGAAAUAAUGUUGCCUUAGUUGCUGUGCUACAACAUCUAGCUACAAAUGAGAUAUUUUUUGUUUCAAACACGCAUCUCUAUUGGUCGCCAAGACACGAAGACGUAAAAUUAUUACAAGCUUACGUUCUCACAAAAAUUAUUCAGAAGGCUGUACAAAGACAUUUCCAAUGUUCAAAAGAGCAGAUGAAGAAGUUGAUGGAUGGUCCAUGUGGCGUGAAUAUUAUUUUAACUGGUGAUUUAAAUUCUUCUCCCAAUUCUAUGACUUACAAGUAUUUGACCCAUGGUUCAAUAGAUAUAGAGAAAGAGGAAAAGUUUGCAGGCUACAAUUAUGGACAUACUAUUAAAUCACCUCUUAUAAAUCCAUUAGGAAAACUGAACUCGCCUUACAGAUCGUUGUUUGAGAAUAAUGAAUUUACCAGGACCGCUUACUUACCGAAAUUCAAAAAAAUCAUUGAUUAUCUUAUGUACAAUGAGAGUUCUGCCAGAAUAAGGCCAACGAAAGUCGUGAAUGAGCUUAAGGAUAAUUAUUUGAACAGUUAUGAAGGAUUCCCAAAUUCCGAUUAUCCUAGUGACCAUUUACCUAUCAUUGGCCAAUUCGAGAUUAUCUGA
This is a messenger RNA of Brettanomyces bruxellensis, 1200 nucleotides long. RefSeq lists its product as uncharacterized. Gene Ontology annotation, molecular function: poly(A)-specific ribonuclease activity. NCBI's taxonomy places the organism in Eukaryota, Fungi, Ascomycota, Pichiomycetes, Pichiales, Pichiaceae. The record is from RefSeq and is a predicted model, not a curated record. The transcript has a single exon. The coding region runs from base 1 to 1200 and encodes 399 amino acids.